Messenger RNA from Corticium candelabrum, 2857 nucleotides. RefSeq names its product ankycorbin-like. Gene Ontology annotation, biological process: protein phosphorylation; signal transduction. The transcript has 3 exons. Gene Ontology annotation, molecular function: ATP binding; protein kinase activity; protein binding. Bases 1 to 2703 code for a protein of 900 amino acids. Gene Ontology annotation, cellular component: cytoplasm. The record is from RefSeq and is a predicted model, not a curated record. Lineage: Eukaryota; Metazoa; Porifera; Homoscleromorpha; Homosclerophorida; Plakinidae.
AUGUCGUCCAGUCCAGCAAACCUCGAUGAUUUUGUGAGGGCAGCCGGUGAUGGCAAGCUAUUACAGAUGAUGAAGGCUCUUCGCCAUCUGAACGAUCUGAACCAGCAGGACUCCGCCGGAAACGUAGCACUCUGCCAAGCUUCUAGAGGUGGACAUCACGCUAUCUGCUCUAAGCUGCUGAUGGAGUACAAAGUAAAUGUCAACGCCAGAGACUCGCAGGGAAAACGUGCUAUCCAUCACGCUGCAGCGGGUGGACACGACAAGGUCGUAGAGCUGUUCGUUUACAACGGAGCCACCGCUAACGUCGUAGACGACGAAGGGUGGAGCCCUCUACACCACGCGGCUCAGAGUGGAAAUCUGAACUCUGUUCGAGCACUUCUUAGGAAAGGAGUACUGUUGAAUGCGCAAACUCCAAACGGAGAUACGGCAACACACCUAGCAGUGCUAUCAAGCAAAUUCUCGCUUGACGUACUCAAAGAACUGAGUGGGUGGCCGGGAGUGAGAUUAGAUCUAAAGAACAAAGAAAGCAAGUCUGCACUAGAUGUGGCCAAGAGGAGUGGAAACAGGCAAGCCGUCGAACAUCUUACUAGCUCAAGCUUGCGCGAAAUACGAACUUUGAGCAAAAGACAAGAAAUCAUUCGAACUUCUGUGCAGUUGCCUGUUAGUAAAGAAAGCCCUAGACAUAUCAGGUCCGCAACAAAGCCCCGGCCAGCCCCUUGGAUUUCAAGUGGGAAGCAUACAGACACUGUUGACGGAUCUCGUCUUUUGUCACCUGACUCGUCUGACAGAACAACGAGUCCAAGUCGUCAAAACGUGACGCUUCCUCGAAGUAGCUCAUCUCGGUUGGAACCGCUAGAGGUUCAGAAAAGAGAACCUGCCAACACACUUAUGGAAACAGCAAGACGAAUCGAUACUCCAAGAAAAGAGGAGCAAGGCGACACGAAAGAGAUCACAAUUGAGGCUGGCAUAGCUAGCCUUUUGUCACCUGGUUUGUCAGAUGUAACAUCCGACAGAACAACGAGUCCAAACCGUCAAAAGGCGGCGCUUCCAAGUAGCCCAUCUCUAGUGGAACUGCUACAUGUUCAGAACAGAGAACAUGAGUCUGACGAUCUAGACGGAUCUAUGAAGACAGCAAGCAGGAUGGAUACUCCAAGAAUACAAGAGCAAUGCGAAACGAAGGGAAUGGAAGUCGAGGAGAUCCGAAUUACAGACACUAGACCACUAAUUAAUCAAGAGUUGGAGCACACGCCCACAGACGAAAACCCAGCGACGUUUACGGAACACCUAGUAAAUCUUUUUGAUGUAGGAAGCGUAAGACGAGAUCACGCGAUUGAAGAAGCUGGUAGUGGAAAUACUAGUGACUACAAUGCACCAACAGGUCAACAGUUACCAUCUGACACUCCCAAGCAGCUAACUCAGGCAGACGAUAACCAGAGAGAUGAUGGUCAGACUUUUGAUACCCUUGAAGAGAACAUACGGUUACAAGUGUGUUGCAUGGAAAUGGAAACUACAAUAAAGCAACAACGUCAAGAAAUUGCGCGACAGGGACAGCUACUCAACUCGUAUCAAAAGGGUGUACGUUACAAAGAGCAAGAAAUAAUGGAUAGUCUUAUCAAGACAAUAGAGCAUUUAAACCAAGAACUUGAGGACCAUUCAAACAUCGCAACCAGCACGAAACUGAGACACGACAGCGAGCUGAAACAACUUCUCGAUCGAUUAGAAAGAGCAGAAAAGACAAUUGAAGAGUUGCGCGAUCAUUUGGAAACACAACGAAAUGACUACCAUCUUUUAGAACAAAGCACUAUUGAGACCGAAAAACAGCUGAAUAGUUUCCAAAACCCUCUUACAAUUAGACGUGACACGAUCAAACCUACCACAGAAGAACUCGGAGUCGGAUCACAUGGAGGUGUAAAGGUUGUACGAUGGAAUGGUGUGCCAGUUGCAUCAAAAGCUGUUCACAAUAUCAUAGUCGACUCGCGUAUCAGAGGUCUUGUUCAACAAGAAAUCGAUAGCUGUUGUCGCAUUCGUCAUCCUAACAUUGUAACAGUGUUUGGGGCCGUCACGCACGACGAUCAGCCACCUCAACUGCUCAUGGAAAUAAUGGAAGGAUCUUUAAGCUCCGUGAUAAAGGCAGCUAAAGCAAACUACCUUACAAUGCGAGAGCAGGUAGACAUCAUGCGAGACUGCGCUGCGGGUAUCAACUACAUGCACUUGCUAACACCACCUCUUCUUCACGGUGAUGUUCGAUCAGAAAACGUACUCGUCACACAAAACAUGACAGCCAAGCUGGGCGAUCUCGGUGCUGCUCACAUCCUGAAUGCUUCCCAGUCUGCCGGACCUCUCAGCUUGAAUUAUCUUGCUCCAGAGAGAAGGCCCGAUGUAGUACAUGGUACCGCAAUUCACAACACUCCGGCUGCAGACAUGUUUAGUUUUGGAAUUCUGAAUAUUGAAAUAAUAACUGGUAGUGUACCUAGAUUGAACGAGCGAUCGAAAUUUGUGCGAGCGAUCCAACACAAGAGAUUGCGGGCGAUGUGUCAGCAGAUGACAGACGAACGACCCCACACCCGCCCAACUUGCACAAAUGUUUUACAGCAAGUACUCGAGAUGACGCGUAACAGCCAAUACACUAAAUGCCAACCGAGAAGAAGAGUGCGAAGAAACCAUGAGAAAGGAGUAGACUUGCUGCACUCAGCAAUACACUGAUAUGACCCUAGUACCUACGUAAUUGCCAUUGUGCUACCAUUGCAGUCGUAGUUAUAUUGUAUACCAUACUACGCAUGCGUAUAUUAACGUGUUUGUUUUUUGCUUACUGCGUGCAUGGUCUGGCUUAAUAAAUUAAUUGCCGACACACUGCCAA